Phytophthora sojae is the source of this 537-nucleotide messenger RNA. RefSeq lists its product as hypothetical. The transcript has a single exon. The record is from RefSeq and is a predicted model, not a curated record. Bases 1 to 537 code for a protein of 178 amino acids. Lineage: Eukaryota; Oomycota; Peronosporomycetes; Peronosporales; Peronosporaceae.
AUGUCGACUGCUGCUGAUUCGAAGGAAACCAAGACUGGAGGUGAGAAGAGCGAGUCUUCGCUUCGGCGAAGUUUGAGAGUGGCUGGAUUGCCAGCCGAGGUGGUGCCGACGGAGUCUGGGACGCCCAGGGCGACAAGAUCGACUGCGGAAGCCCGGACACCCAGUGCUAAGGGAGAAGCUGCGUCGUCAGGCGAGGUUGCGCCAAGCGCUGAGCCGGAGGUGCCACCAAUGACGGAAACUGCUGUGCCGCCACCAAGUUCGCCCGAGAGGAAGAAGUCGGAGGAUGAACAAGGUGGUGGAGCGGGUGCUCAGCCGAGUGCUCGUGUUGGUGAAAGUCCAAGCCUGAGAGAGCCUGCUGUGAGUCGAGCGUUGACGCCGCGCAGGACUUCUGAGGUUGCGACUGCAACUUCUCAGCCGCAAGGUGUUAACCCGGAGCCAACUGCUGCGGAUCUCCGUAGUGGCCAAGCCGAGGGUGGUGCACUGAGGGUGCUGGAAAGCCGAGAGAUGCAGCUGCGAGCUCAAGGUGCUGCUGGGUGA